Phytophthora sojae is the source of this 1239-nucleotide messenger RNA. RefSeq lists its product as hypothetical. The record is from RefSeq and is a predicted model, not a curated record. NCBI's taxonomy places the organism in Eukaryota, Oomycota, Peronosporomycetes, Peronosporales, Peronosporaceae. The coding region runs from base 1 to 1239 and encodes 412 amino acids. The transcript has a single exon.
AUGGAAGGAGAUAUUCGGUCUGAAGUUGUCAUCUUAUGUUGUUUUCUUUCAUCUGGCAAGUUUGAACCUAGGGUGGUGCUUGUUGGGUCAUUCUCCAUUUAUCCACGGACAAGACGGAGCUCGACCUCAACCUCUAGCAGGCGGACCACAGCUGACGAUGGAGACACCGACGAACGCAGGGCUAAGGCGCAGCGAAUCUCCCUACCUGAGGUACCCAACUGCUCGUUGUUCGAUGUGUUGAGAACAGCGCCGUCGAGCAUUGUUCGAAUGUUGACAUCCAGAGAAGCAUGCAAACUGCUGAUCAGUUGCUCUCGUGGUGUCGCCCAAGACGUGCGUGACGCUAUUGCCAGUGAUGCAUUCCCGCUCUACUACGAAGCUAGUGAUGUGCACCUGGGUAAGAACCUGCGCGUUAAGUGCUUUGGCGAUUGGCAUCAACUGGUGCCAGCUCAUAUCGCAACGAAUCACUUCGAUUGCACGUGCCCAACGUACGACGACCAGUACAGAACUUUGGUGAACUCGAGCACGUGGUCACUGCCUCGGUCGCCCAGGGCUCGCACGCACUUGCUCGAAGCUGUGCACCUCGUGUACCAAGGCAUUCGGCGGCAUUGUUUCCAGUAUAUGCAGCUUCCGACAACAACGAUGCGUAGAAUGCCGAGCUGGUGGGGUUGGUUUGUUCCUAUUGGUGUCUUGCAGCCGGUUGCGUUUUCGCUGGUCACCGCUAUGGAGGUGGAUCGCCAGAAUGACGGCGAAGUUUUGACAAAUGAUGAUGUCGAGAGUAUUGACACAGACAAUGUCGACGAAUUGGCGCGGUUGGUGAAUAUUGUGGAGCCGGAGCUUGGCUUUCGCUUUUUCAGCACGAGGAGUGACGCACGUGAGGCUGCCAACGUUGUGGAAGCUCACUGGAGGGGGAUUGAAGUGGAUGCGGUGACCAGUGCAACUGUAUGUCGGUACUGUGAGAACUACGAAAAGAGUUUUCUAUGUACGCGAACUUUGAACUACCUAAAGACAGACAUGUUUACGGCUCAUUGCGCUGAUGUGUAUCAGCCAUUGAAGAAGUUCAUGCUGCGGUACUUGAAACACGUGCGUUACGUGCGGUCCCCUCGCGGUUGGAAUGAAGACGACGAAGAGAUUUACGGCUUUAAGCGCCCAUUCAGAGAUCUCAUCGCAGGGUUCACUCCUACAGGAGUUGUCGUCGGAGUGCACUUGGUAGUCCCGGAUAUUCCAAAUGAUCGUGAUUGA